AUGACGCUGUCUCAAGAGGAGUAUCAAACAAUUGGCAAACUACUACAGGCCUCCAGGGAGGUAGUGGUGGAACUGGGCCUUCCAGUUGAGUGUUCUGUCCUGUGUGGUAGGAUUGUGUCCCCUAGAAUCUGCCCCUCACUCACACACCUAGGCACACUGGUAGAGAAACUGAGGCCAGGGGUGGCCCAGGAGCACCAAGCCUCAGCCAGGUCUCUUGUGGCCUCACUCUCCUGGUUACUGGGCAUCCUCCCAUUUAUUUUGCUGCAGGUGAAGCGGAGGCUGGACCUGGAAACUGACCAUCAAUACCUGGCUGAGAGCAGCGGGCCAGCCCGGGGCAGAGGCCGCCACCCGGGAAAAGGUGUGAAAUCCCCGGGGGAGAAGUCACGCUAUGAGACGUCGCUGAAUCUGACCACCAAACGCUUCCUGGAGCUGCUGAGCCGCUCGGCUGAUGGCGUUGUUGACCUGAACUGGGCAGCUGAGGUGCUGAAGGUGCAGAAACGGCGCAUCUACGACAUCACCAACGUCCUUGAGGGCAUCCAGCUCAUCGCCAAGAAGUCCAAGAACCACAUCCAGUGGCUAGGCAGCCAUGCAGCAGUGGGGAUUGGCGGGCGGCUUGAAGGACUGACCCAGGACCUCCGGCAACUGCAGGAGAGCGAGCGGCAGCUGGACCACCUGAUCCACAUCUGCACCACACAGCUGCGGCUGCUUUCCGAGGACGCCGACAGCCAGCGCCUGGCCUAUGUGACCUGCCAGGACCUUCGUAGCAUCGCGGACCCUGCAGAGCAGAUGGUCAUGGUGAUCAAGGCUCCUCCCGAGACCCAGCUCCAAGCCGUGGACUCCUCGGAGACCUUUCAGAUCUCCCUUAAGAGCAAACAAGGCCCCAUCGAUGUUUUCCUGUGUCCUGAGGAGAGUGCGGGCGGGAUCAGCCCCGGGAAGACCUCGUCCCAGGGGACAGCUUCUGGGGAGGAGGACAGGGCAGCUGACCCUGCCACCACAGUGCCACCACCAUCAUCUCCCUCCUCAUCCCCUGCCACGGAUCCUAGCCAGUCCCUGCUCAGCCUGGAGCAAGAACCUCUGCUUUCCCGGAUGGGCGGCCUGCGGGCCCCCGUGGACGAGGACCGCCUGUCCCCGCUGGUGGCGGCCGACUCGCUCCUGGAGCAUGUGCGGGAGGACUUCUCCGGCCUCCUCCCUGAGGAGUUCAUCAGCCUGUCCCCCCCCCACGAGGCCCUUGACUACCACUUUGGCCUUGAGGAGGGUGAGGGCAUCAGAGACCUCUUCGACUGUGACUUUGGGGACCUCACUCCCCUGGAUUUCUGAUGGGGCUGAGAGGGGCCAGGGCCUCCUGAGAUGCCCAUCCUGUCUCUACAGCCCUGGAGCCCCCUGUCCCUGGCUGUCCUCCCAGCCCAAUUGGAAAUGUUUAAUUUAUACCCCUCUCCCCUGUCUCCAGAAGCUUCUGGCUCUGGAGUCUGGCUACUGCCAGGAGGCUGAGCAAGCCAGGAAGGGAAGGAUUCUGUUUGUGGUGUGUAUGUGCAUGCACCCAACACCCAACAUGUGUGUACACGGGGUGAGUGGUGUGUGAGCAUGUGUGUGUGCAUGUACCGGGGAAUGAAGGUGAACACAUCUGUGCGUGCACUGAAAACACGCCCCAGUGUGUCCACGUGUGUGUGCAUGAGUCCAUGUGUGCGCGUGGUGGGGGCUCUAACUGCACUUUUGGUCUCCUUGCUCCAGGGGCCCCACGAGGCCCAGGGUGGCCACCUGCCCCCAGAAUCCUGCGUGCUGACCAGGCCGGGUGGCGAGGCCUUGGCCUGCUUGUUUGCAGGACAGCGAGAGCACUUCUGUCGUCUUAAAGGUUUUUCUGAUCGAAGCUUUAAUGGAGCGUUAUUUAUUUAUCAAGGCCUCUUUGGCAAGCCUGGGGCACCAGCAAAGGGUAGGAGGGGUGUGGGGCUGAUGCCCUAACUCCCUGUACCCCUGAGCGAAGGGUGGGGGUCCCUGAGCUGAUUUUUGCCCCAUUCCGAAGGAGCUGAGGUCUGAGCGGUUUAUUUAUUGGGAAAGUGAGGGAGGGAGACAGACUGACCAACUGACAGCCGUGGGUGGAUUGAGGGGCGUGGUCCCUCCCCAGGGGGUCACUGCAGGGCCUCAGCUGCCCCCAGGAUGGAUGUGAGAUGGGAGAGGUGAGUGGGGGACCUUCGCUGACAGGGUGGGCAAGAGGGGUGGGUGAAGGGCCUCCCCCUGCCCAGACCACAGGGGCCCUCCUGUGGCAUUUGAAGUGCCCCCCUCCACCCCACUUGCUCUGCCCCAUCCUCCAAUCUGCACUUUGAUUUGCCUUCCUAACAGCUCUGUUCUCUCCUGCUUUGGUUUUAAUAAAUAUUUUGAUGGUGUUU
Messenger RNA from Ceratotherium simum simum (southern white rhinoceros), 2381 nucleotides. The record is from RefSeq and is a predicted model, not a curated record. Lineage: Eukaryota; Metazoa; Chordata; Mammalia; Perissodactyla; Rhinocerotidae.